CAUCGCUGUCGGUUCCACCGCACCAGUAUGAAUCGAAUCGAGCUUCUUCGGGUCGCAUUUGGUUGUUGGUCUUUUAUCAAAAUAUCAACAGUGGAACAGAUUAUGAUGGAACCAUUAUGUGUUUAGAAUCCGACCUGAAAACAUCGUGAUAUCGGUUUUAUUCUGGCCAGGGCAAAGCAACUGAUAAGAACUCAUCCAGGUGUUGGCAGCUCUAUUUUUGGCCACACUCGCAAACGUGUUUUGGGACAUAAAGGACGGCAUACGAUAUUUCAGGAUAAGCUUGGAAACGAUCGCCGGAAAAAAUGCAUGGGUGACCUGGUAGUUUGGAAAAGGUGGAAUCGUUACAAAACUCCACGCGGCAUUGAAUGCAAAGCUGAUAAGUGGAAAGCAAUUUUGCACUGUUUUGUGUCUGCUUGAUAAGGUGUUGUUGCAAUAGAUAACUGAAGAAUUGAUUGUGUCAUACAAAUUAGUGUUCGCGAAAUAUCUGAUGAAAGGCAGUCGCAAACCAAAAAGUGAUAUAACAAAGAAAAAUUGAGGCAGCCCAGACGCGAAUUACCGGCGAGUUAUCAGUGCUUGCGGAAGAAUAGUACCGUUCCGGGAAGCGACCUAAUUUGUGAAUUGCAUUUUUUUUUCAAAUCAACCACACGAUGGACAUGACAAUCUCAUCUAAACUACACAACAGCAGUGGAAUCAGUAGUAGUGGCAGUAAUUGCAGUUCCAGUGCGGGUGGCGUUGGGAGCCCCGGUGAACACAUCAAGCGGCCAAUGAAUGCCUUCAUGGUGUGGUCCCGGGGACAGCGGCGGAAAAUGGCACAGGACAAUCCGAAGAUGCACAACUCGGAAAUAUCGAAGAACCUAGGAGCGCAGUGGAAGCUGCUGACCGAGGGCGAGAAGCGACCGUUCAUCGAUGAGGCGAAACGGUUGAGAGCACUGCACAUGAAGGAACACCCCGACUACAAGUACCGACCGCGAAGGAAGCCCAAAACCUUGGUCAAAUCGCCGGCACCCGCCAACUCAGCCAGCUGCUCGUCGUCACAGUCAUCCGGCAAGGAACCGCUUCGAUCACACUCACCCCAAAGCAAGUCACCCUACAACCCAUCCCCGUUGACCACACCCAUUGGAAUCCCGCCGGGAAUCUUUCCCUCCUAUCACUUUGCAUACGACCUGCAUCAGAAGGCGUUCUGGAACCUAUAUGCGCCCCACCUUUUCUCCUCGAUGGUUCCCUCGUACAGUGUUCCCCCGCACUCACCCCAUCCGCUUGCUUACAUAAAACCCUCGAAAUCAUCACCCCCAUCUCCGAUCGCUCCUCCCUCCCCGAUACCGUCGAGCAAUGUCAUCUGACCAACACCGCUGCGGUACAGUGCUGAGCAUAGUGUCUAAAUUGCCAAAGACCUAUUGGGCGACCGGCUUACCCCAGACACAUACACACACACCCAACACUCUCUUACCAAGCUUUCGUUAAUUUGCGAAGGAAAAACCGCGUGUUAAUAUAGGAUUGAAAAUGACAGAAUCCAUAUCAGUAAACAUACACCGUUACUCAUUGUUUACAAACGGUAUGGCACGUAUUUUGUGAUAAGCAUCGAAACCGCGAACACGUCAGAUUAUAUCGCAUUGGAUCAUAUCAAGCUAGAUAGCGCAAGCAAAGCGUCUAUUACAAUCCGAGUCCCAGUUCUGAUACAUACCUACUAGUAAGAAGAGGCAUUUGACGUUAGGAUUAGAAAAGAAGCAACAGGAAGCUAAACGUUUGUUCAUUGAUUUUGCAAUGAAUUAUUUUCCGUAAACUUUGCUAACAACGUCUAGCAACGUGACAAAAGAUCAAAAUUGUUAUUAAGGUAAAAGAUUAGUUGAAUUUAUUUUUUCCAAAAAUUAGUCACUUGAUGGCAUUUUAGCACUUCUAGCGGUUUAUUUUAGUUUUUUAUUUAAUUUUAAGAGUGCAAUAGUUGACAUAUAUGUACUAAUAAAAUAAGUUACUUACUUCAAGGCGAAGAAUUUCAGCACACGGCUAAUCGGUGGUGUAAAUAGUUCACAUAUCGAAACAAAAGUCCUGACAUAAGGUCUCAAAACAAAGUACGUUAUAAUAUUUGGUAGUUGUUUCAGCCCAAACCUCGUUGCUGUGGUGAUAGAAACACCACAACUCAUGAAUACUACUAAACACAAACACAUACGUACAUUACAUUAUCUACACGCUGAAUAUAUGUAAUUGUGAACUCUCGGUGGGUCGAUUUCUCAUUGAAUUUUACUUUAAUAAUAAAACUUAUGUC
Messenger RNA from Topomyia yanbarensis, 2260 nucleotides. RefSeq names its product transcription factor Sox-14 (gene Sox21a). Gene Ontology annotation, biological process: cell differentiation; positive regulation of transcription by RNA polymerase II; anatomical structure morphogenesis. The transcript is spliced from 2 exons. Gene Ontology annotation, molecular function: RNA polymerase II cis-regulatory region sequence-specific DNA binding; DNA-binding transcription factor activity, RNA polymerase II-specific. Bases 648 to 1340 code for a protein of 230 amino acids. Lineage: Eukaryota; Metazoa; Arthropoda; Insecta; Diptera; Culicidae. The record is from RefSeq and is a predicted model, not a curated record.